Messenger RNA from Capsaspora owczarzaki ATCC 30864, 1429 nucleotides. RefSeq lists its product as hypothetical. Gene Ontology annotation, biological process: nucleolar large rRNA transcription by RNA polymerase I; transcription elongation by RNA polymerase I; RNA polymerase I preinitiation complex assembly. The record is from RefSeq and is a predicted model, not a curated record. Gene Ontology annotation, molecular function: DNA binding. Gene Ontology annotation, cellular component: RNA polymerase I complex. The coding region runs from base 37 to 1335 and encodes 432 amino acids. NCBI's taxonomy places the organism in Eukaryota, Filasterea, Ministeriida, Capsasporidae. The transcript is spliced from 10 exons.
AAACAAUCAUUUGGAUUGACAUUGUGUGAGCAAGCGAUGGCUUCACAAUCGACUGUCCAAGUCCGGUACACCAGCCAGCCUGGUCCUCUUGUUGUCCACUUCCCGUCAGGAACGCCAGCGCCCGAGGCAUUGCGGCCAGGCAACGAGGAUUCGCUUCGUCUCGCCGUCUUCACACAAGCACAGCGCGACCGCGACGCUGCCACCGCGUCUGGUUCGCGACCAAAGCACGUUGUGGCUGCCGAGAACGGCCGCAUGCUGUACAACUCGUCGUCCGAGAGCUCCCAACCAAUGACAAAAUACUUGGUCGGCGUCUUUGAUCGCAAAAAGCACACGUUGGACGUGUAUGACUCGGACAUGUUUGCACUCAAGCCUACCGUCAAACGCAUGCGAUCGGAUGCGCUGAACAAGAAGCAGGAGGCAGAGGGUCUGUCCAAAUACCAGCAGUACACUCAGAAAAAGAACGACCUCGUUGAGGCUUUCGGUGGUCGCAAGAAGAAGAACGAACUGCUGACCAACAUUAAGAACAAGAUCGAGGACGCCUCGCUUGGCUCGAUGGCCAAGAACAUUCAAAGCACGCUUGAUACUGCUGCAAAGGAUGAUUUGACGCUAAAUGAAGUCAUGGAUCAGGCUGACGAACACCGUCCCAUUCCCGCCUUCAAUGCUGACGCGCUGUCGCCCGAUGAAGUCUACCCUCUCGAGAACCUCAUUACCCCCGAAGAGUACAAGGUGCUGAAGAACGAAGCCAAGGUGCUCGAGAAGGCCAACGCCGAGGAAAUCCAAGCCAUGCGAGCAGCUCGCACCUACGCUCCUCUCAUUCUCAACUGGGUCCGCGAUCUGCCUCAAGACAAGGAGGAGCGCCGACGACAGGCGCGCAUCUUGUUGUACAUCAACUAUCUCUUGAAUUUCCGCCGCGCAAACGAUUCCCAUCUCAACAACCCCAACUCGACCGAGCCAAACGCCUUGUCUGGCAUUCCGGAGGAUGUUCUCAAGCAUCUUAAAGCCAAGUUUGCCGAAGUUCAAACGAACGACCGUGGCCAGCCAAUUUUUGCCGUUCCCACCUUCUUGAAGGACAAGCUGCUCAGCUACGUCUUUGUGCUUUGCCUCAUGCUCAACCAAUACAAGUUCGCAUUCGAAGAGCUGACCACCAUGCUCAAGAUGAAGCCCGAUCGCGCUACCGAGCACUUCCGCGCUCUCGGCUGUCGUAUUUCAUCGCGUCGUGAAGAAAUGGGCGACGAAAUGGACACGUCUGCAUCGGCCACCGGCUCGGUCAAGCUCGCCGUGUUGGGUGUGCCGUUGCAAUUCCCUCGCCCGCGCGGUCGGCGCUCCAAGAAGUAGGGAGGCCGCACUCAUCCUCGCCUCUCUCGUCCAGAUGGAUGUUGGAUUGCACCAAAUACAAGCCAUAUACUAAUGAAUUCAUCGUCAACUCCAA